Tupaia belangeri chinensis (Chinese tree shrew) is the source of this 1873-nucleotide messenger RNA. RefSeq names its product chromosome unknown C14orf39 homolog (gene CUNH14orf39). The transcript is spliced from 18 exons. Gene Ontology annotation, cellular component: central element. The coding region runs from base 122 to 1873 and encodes 583 amino acids. NCBI's taxonomy places the organism in Eukaryota, Metazoa, Chordata, Mammalia, Scandentia, Tupaiidae. The record is from RefSeq and is a predicted model, not a curated record. Gene Ontology annotation, biological process: meiotic DNA double-strand break processing involved in reciprocal meiotic recombination; spermatogenesis; homologous chromosome pairing at meiosis.
GGCUUCGGCCGGUUGGCGACUGGACUUGGCCGUGGCACGCGUCGUGCCGGGGCUCAGUGCAGUGCGGGGCCCUCGGGAGCCAGGGCGACGACGUUGGUUCCAGAGGGCUGUAGUAUCCAAGAUGAAUGACAGCUUAUUUGUCAGUUUGGACAGACUUUUACUAGAAUUUGUUUUCCAGUAUGAGCAAGACAUAAAUACUAAAGAAGAUAUGAUUCAAAGAAUUAAUAAAUGCUUUGAAGAUAUUAAAGAAAACAAAGCAGCUAUUUGUAAGAUACAUGAAAGUAUAAAUACAACAGAUGAGGAAAUUGAUUAUUACUGUAAGCAUAGUAAGGAGAUCAAAGACAGCUGUAGUGACUGGAAGCCAACAUGUGAUGUUUUUCAUAAACAUGAAGAUUAUAUGCAGGACCAAUGUACUAUUUAUCAAGAUACUAUUGAAAAAGACAAAAAAAUGUAUCAUGGUUAUGUGUGUCAGUAUAAAGAUGUUUUGAAGCAGUACCAACUGAAAUACUCAGAAACACCUUUUUCACAUGAAUAUUAUGAGAAGAAAAAAGAACAUGAAGAAAUUCAAAACAGAGUGUUGACAUAUUCUGAACAAUUAAAAACAAAUGAAACUAUUUUAAUGGAAUUCCUAGUGCCAGCUCCCUUUCCAUCACUUAUUAAAUGGACAUUACAUGUGGUUGAUCUGCGAAAUAAAACACAAACUAUUCUUAAACAUGCCAGCAAUUUUACCAAAAGUUCAUCUGAACUGAAGAAAGAAGUAGAUGAAAUGGAAAUAGAAAUUAAUUAUUUAAACCAGCAUAUCGCAAGACAUUAUGAAACUAAGAAUCUUUCAGAAACUCAAGACGAACAGAGCAAAAACACAGAAAAAAGAAAAGAAUUGAAAGAAAGAAUUUUUGAAAAAGAUGAAUAUAUGUUGAAUAAAACCCUUCAAGGCAGUCAAUUACUUCUUCCUUAUGAAUCUAAGAAAUUAGUAAGAUCAACAAAGAUGCAUUCUUCAGAACCAAGAAUUAUAAAUAAAAGAGAAGGAAGUUCUGUGAAGCAGUUGAAGCCUGCCAACGCUGACAUCAGACAAAAAGAAAAUACACAGGUGUUUAAUGACUCUGUUGUGAAUAACCAUUCAAAAUGUUCACAUGUUACAGCUAUUAAAAGUUCACAAAAUUUUAUGCAAUUAAGAUUGUUAACUCCACAGAAACAAUCAAAUUGCAAUCAGUGGUUUGAAAAAGGAGAUACAGAUGCUGAGUGUGGAAAUAAGGGGACAGUAAGACAAUUAAGAGAAGGAAAAUGUACUUCACAAGUUGUAUAUGCAGAACACUUUGGGAAGCCAAUAGGAAAUAAUAGCACUGAAGGAGAAAGAGAAGGGGCUGAAAAUUUUCCACAAACUCCUGAAAUUCCUAUAUUUUUAAGAAAUCCUGAACCUGUGAAAACACCUGAGUCUUUGGAGAAGAUACAGUUUCCUAAAACUCCUUCAUUUGAAAUAAAUAGAAAUGCAGGAACUGAAACUCAAACACAAAAGGAAUCUCCUGGAUUUUCUUUUCUUAUGAGUUGUACUUCUAGAUCACCUGGAUUGAAUUUAUUUGAUUCCUCUGUAUUUGAUUCAGAAAGCUCAUCAGAUCAGUUUAAUGAACAUUAUUCGGCAGGAAAUUUAAAUCCUCUCUCAUCACAACAAGAAAUUGGUAACUUAUUUGGAAAACCAGAAGGAGAAGAUGCAUUUACAUUUUCUUUUCCUUCAGACUCUUCAACCCAUACAUUUGGAGCUGGAAAAGAUGAUUUUAGUUUUCCAUUUUCAUUUGUACAGGAUCAAAACUCAGUACCUUCUUCUUUAAAAGGUUUUUCAUCUUCCUCACAAAAUACAACACAGUUUACUUUUUUCUGA